GGCUGUUUAAUUUGCUCCAAAAAGAAAAUCAAAACAAGAAAAUCCAAACACCAAACCAAACAGCACGCACAGAAGAGCAGGUGUGUCUCCGACCCUUGGGAAAACAAAGGACAGAGGCUGAGGCAAGAGUUGACACUUGGAUGGGAAAUUUCCUUCCCAGCACAGGAGGACAAGUUUGGAGAAGACUCAAACAAGACCAGCACUUGUUGUCCUUACAGGCUAUACAGCAAAGUAGCUGGACAAAAUGUCGUCCCCUAGUACUGCAGGUCUCCAGUGCCUAUUUCUGCUGGCCACAGCAUGCUACCAGACAUCACAGGACUCAAACUUUGAUCCAUUCAUGCAGUACGUAAUUGACAGUGCACUGGGAGAGGAAAGCUUCCAGUCAGACACGCAAAGGCAGAAGCGAAACAUUCUUAUUUUUGAUCUUCCCCCUCUGGAGUACACUGUUGACGUUGAAGUUAGCCUUAUGGAUUCAACUUUUCUGGAGCCAAUCAAAGAAUAUUUCAAAAACCUUAAUCUUCCAGUUUCAACAAAUAUUUCAAAUGUAGAAAUGACAGUUUCAAACAUCAACACUACAACAGUCUGUCUGCCCAGAGCUGAGAACAGCAGCUGUUGUUCUUGUGAAAAUGGAUAUGCAUGGCCAAGUGAGGUGUGCAAUGACUUGAUAACCUGCCCUUUUGUCAGCCUAGCACCUGACCUGUCCUGUGGCUACAUGAAGGAAAUGCCUUUCUAUGGACCUUACUGUCAGCCUCAGACUGAAGAUUCAUGUGGCAUGGGAGAGCCCAUUGUAAUGAACAUGUCAGUCAGACUGGACACAGACUUUAGGGAUGAUCUCACAGAUUCCUCUUCAGACUUACAUAAAAAAUACAAAGCUGACCUUGAAAAAGCGUUUAAUGCUAGCUACAGAUGUUUACCAGGCUUUGUAUCAGCAACAGUAACUGGUUUCAGUCCCGGAAGUGUUGUUGUGAACUACGAAGUGAAAGCAGGAGUGGCAAGCUUCAAUCAGAUAGCGAAUUCCAACAAAGUUGUAUCACAAUUCCUAGAUGAAUCCUACCGAAUAAAUCAAACGACCUUCACGACAGAAAUCACCAAUCAGACAAAGUUCAUUGUGCGUCCUGCAGACAUUUUUGAGGGGGAUACUGUAAGACUGAUUUGUGAGAUAAAUUCAACAUGUGAGAAUGUGACCUGGUAUCACUUUGAUCAGAUCAUCCCCACCAGCCUCCGGUAUUCAACAGAGAGAAAAGUUUCAAAGAGAACCUCAAGAUCAAUUCUUAAAAUUAUCAACAUUACUAUGAAGGAUUCUGGUUCCUAUAGGUGCACGUUCACGAACAGCGAACAGUUUCACACAGUGAUAUACAAGGCCACAACCACAGUAGCAGUCUCUCCACUGUAUAUCACUCCAAACUUCCAUGACAUUGAUGUUACAUGCAACAGGCCUGAAAAGCAGACAAACAGUCUUCUGCUGUCUUGUUGUAUUGACAGACACUUACCAUCACUUACUGUUGACUGGAAAGUAAAUGGACCAAUCAUGAUUACAGGAGUCUCCAGUUUAAAGGAAAACUGCACUGAAUACAAGCUCAACAUUGAUGAAUCGUUGUGCCCACCCCAGAAGUCAGGUGCAGUAACAACAUAUACGUGUGAGCUGCUGACCGGACACGGUGCCAGGCGCAGCCAAAGCAUCAGAGUGACGUAUCUCAGGAGAGCACACGUAACCCUGUCUUCAAGCACAAACUCGGCAGUUUCCGAGGGAUAUGCAUUCAACCUAACCUGUGAAAGUGAUGUGAACAAUUAUGACAGUGUCAGCUGGAAAAUCCAGUCUGGAAAUAACAUAAAAACAGUAGACUGUGACAUGUGCAUCAAAAAUAGCAAAUUUCCAGCCACGUCUGUGCUCACAGUGAAGACUGCGACACAGGACUGGAACGGAACCUACAUCUGCACAUUCUCCCAAAAGUCCUUGGAUAGUUCUGCCAAUGUUACAAUCGAGGUUGUUUCCUUGCCUCUGAAGCAGAACAUCAUGAUAGAUCCCAUCAAAGCAUCUAUGCAGUGCAAAGUGCCACAAGCCCUAGAGUGCUGUGUAAGUGCUAAUACUGUGGAAAGCUACACUGUUACAGUUGUGGUUCAACACAAAGAAUUUCAAGUCGUGAGAAAGAAAAAAGGAAAUUUGUUUUGCUACAUGUACCAUUACACAGAAACAGACUGCAGUGAAAACAUGCUCAUAGCAUAUUGCAGGUUUAAAAACCGCAUUGGACAGGAAGUCAACAGUGAAAGUAUAAGGCUGCACCUGAUACCUGAUGAGGAGGUUUCCUGCUCAGACAGAUUUGGCAUUGGAAGAGAAGGGUCUGUAUUAAUAAAGCCAUGCUGUGAUUCAAACAAUGCAGAUAAUUUUAACCGAGGCAAUAAAACUUACAAGUGCUUCAACAAAUCAUGGAAAAUGGAAAGGAAUAACUGCCUGUCUGCAGCGAUAAACAACCUGCUGAUGAGUGCUGAGUCCUUGGUCAACAGUCCUGAGGCAAAAGCAAAACUGCCUAACUACCUUGCAGAGCUUAACAAACAGAUAGGAAGUGAGCAAAGCACGAUAAGCAGUUCUCCUGCAAACCUAGGUGCAAUCGUUACCAUCCUGGAUACGAUCUCCUCUAUCCCAGCAGAUGCAGAGGAGCCCACUAUUCAAAAUUUCCUCUCCACAGUGGACUUUAUUGUAGCUGAUUCCACAUUACAAGCUUGGGAAGACCUGAAUAAAGAGGAAAUGCACAAAAGUUCUUCAUUACUGCAAUCAGUAGAAAAUUUUUCCCUCCGCCUCCAACCACUUAAUAAUACCAUUCCUUCUGUCUCAGCAAAAACUCUUCAGCUACAAGGCAUAGUUGUCACAGAAAAUAGCAACACAGAUUAUAAUAAGAACUUCAUCAGUACAGAAAACCUCACAGUUAAUGUGCACAUUCGUGAAACUGAAAUUCAGACUCUAACCCAAAAUUCAACCAUUGUCAGUGUAAUGUACUCCACCCUUGGACAUAUUUUGCCCCAGAAUAAAUUUGAGUAUGUGAAUGGCUUACUGAUAUCAACAACUAUGAGCAGCAACAGAAGCCAGAAGUUUGAUGUUAAUAUGACCUUUGCAAAGAAAAACUUGUCUCUGAAGAUGCCCCAGUGUGUCUUUUGGAACUUCACACUUGGCAAGCAUAGAGGAGGCUGGGAUACUCGUGGCUGCACAUCCAUAGAGCUAGAAGAUUAUGUCAUUUGCUCCUGCAAUCACUUGACAUCAUUCUCCAUUCUGAUGUCACCUGAUAAAUCCUCCCAGGUCAUCCUUGAAGAUUAUAUUACCUACAUUGGCCUGGGCAUUUCGAUCCUGAGUUUGGCAGCCUGCAUUAUCAUUGAAUCCUUAGUCUGGAAGUACGUGACAAACAACACAACCUCCUACAUGCGCCACGUCUGUAUAUUCAACAUAGCUACAUCACUCCUGAUUGCUGACAUUUGGUUCAUUGUCACUGCCUCCAUCACUGACCAAAACCAACAGAUGAGCAGAAGUAUCUGUUUGGUAGCCACUUUCUUCAUCCACUUAUUCUAUCUGUGUGUCUUUUUCUGGAUGCUCAGCCUGGGCCUCAUUCUUUUCUACAGACUGAUCUUCAUCUUACAUAACACAAGCAAGACCGCUCAGAAAGCAGUGGCAUUCUGUCUGGGAUAUGGGUGUCCCUUUGUCAUUGCAGUCAUCACCAUUGCUGUCACACUGCCAAAGAACAAUUAUACUAGAAAGGAUGUCUGCUGGCUCAACUGGAAGGACAGCAAAGCUCUCUUAGCCUUCGUUAUACCUGCCUUGAUCAUUGUGGCCAUGAAUUUGUUCAUCACUGCAAUUGUUAUAAUAAAAAUAUUGAGGCCAACUAUUGGGGACAGGUCAAACAGGCAGGAGAGGAACUCUUUGUUUCAAAUUGGCAAAAGUGUGGCCAUCUUGACACCACUGUUAGGCCUCACCUGGGGAUUUGGGCUUGCCACUGUCAUCAAAGACAGUCACCGAGCUUUCCACAUCCUCUUCUCUCUGCUCAAUGCUUUGCAGGGACUAUUCAUUUUGGUGUUUGGGGCUCUCUGGGACAAGAAGAUACAAGAAGCCCUGCUAAAGAGGAAUUCAACAUCCAAGUGGAGUUCACAACAAUCAAAGUCAACAUCCCUGAUCCUGGUGACACCAAUGCUUGCUAUGAGUUAUCCAUUUUCAAGAACCUUUAACAACUUAUGUGGGAAAACAGGAAAAUACAGAGUAUCUUCUUCAGAGCCAUCCACCUCUUCCUCUGAAAACACAUCCAAAUCGUAUUCUUUGCUUAACUGAGGCACUGUAAAUGCUAAAUCACAUAACUCUGAAAGGACCUCUGCCCUCCAAGACACACACAAAAAGUACCUGUGUGCCAUCAAGGAGUGGACUGCUUCAUUUGACUAAGCUGUGCCUUGGUGUAUUCUUCUGGAAUAAUCACUUCUGGUUAACAUGUAAGGAAAGGAAGUUUUGAGAGUGGAAUUUUACUGAGGCUGCCAGCCCCCAAAGAGAUGGCAAGGUGUUUCAAACCUGAAAGGAUUUGAAGGCCUUCAAGUGCUGGAAAAGACACUGAGAGUGAAGAAUUCUCAGCCUAUAAGAGGGUGCAUAGCACUAUGCAGUACUGAGCCAUGAACUGCAGUGCUAGACACAGCUGUUUCCAGGGGUUUUAAUAUUUCCUCUAUCAACUCUCUGAAUUAUUCCAAAGGCCUGUGUAGAUACACAAGUACCUCAUAGCUUCUCUCCUGCCCUCAUAUUAGAGUCUGGAAAGACCAUAGGGUAUACUGCUCUCCACUUUCUGCUUAAGUCUUUCUGGAAUGAAAGAUUCACAACUGAGAAGGUCCAGUUCUGACUUGGAUAAAAUGAAGACCGUGGUGAUUCCUGCGUGGUCUUCUUUCAGAUGGGAUGUACCAAAAGCUGUAUGGCACAUUUUUGGAGAAAAGGAAGCUUUAUAUCCAUAACUAUAGUUGUCCUUUCCUUCAUACAUAAUGUGGGAAGACAGAGAUGGUUGCUCCCCUCUACCACAAAGGGGAUUGCAUUUAUUUAAUGCAUAGUAAUAUUAAGUUUGAAAGGAGUCUCUUCAGUAAAGUCUGUUUGGGUCUCCUUUCCAAGGAGAAUCACACCUGGGGGGCUCUGAGAGUUAACUUUGUAGUGAGUAUAAACCACCAUGUACCAGGCAGGAUGAAAGGUUUUAUCUAAAUUAUUGUUCUAAUACUACAUUUGUGGAAUUUGUUAUUUCUAAGCCUGUAUAUACCUUUAAAGACAGGAAUCUUGUCUUAAGAGGAGGACUAUGUGAGAGAACCUGCAAAGUAUUUAUAGAGCACACUACAAAACAAUGUAAAGCAUGAUAGAUGGAAUCGUGAAGGUUUAUAGCUGAGGCCAGUAUCAAAUACUGCUGUCAGGUGCUACAGCUGUACACUGGAUCCCAGGACUUGGGGAUGAACCAGGAUGGGAAACUACUGGCUUCAUCUAUAGCAUAUGUGAUGGAUUGGUAUGAGCAGGCAGUGAUGAGUGAAGACAAUAAACAAGCAUCAAUCAAUUGUAUUAUUUAUACUGAAAGAAAUUUCUGCUUACUUGAAGAUGUAGAUAUAAUAUUAGAACUACAGCAGUGUUAGAAAUGAAGAAAUAUUUUUAAAUCUGGAGUCUCCUUGUAUUUCAUAGCCAGUGGAAACUUGAAAAUCAGACCUUUGCAUAUUAUUCUAACUAAAAUUUGCCUUUGGACAGACAUUUGGUCUAACUCACAUUUAGAGGAAACUUGUGCAAUAUUGACCUAUUGUAGAACAUUCCACCCACACCAAGUUAGAAUAGGCUUUACAUAAAGUGUAAAGUACGAGUCCAUGUGGGCAACACAGUGCCACCACAUCUUAUUUCUGUAGGAAUUUCAUCCCUGAAGUUUCACCACCCCUCCAGUUUAGCUAAGCCUGAGUCUUGACUGUAUGUUAAUGAGGAAUCAGGAUAUGAUGCCAAGCUGCCUGGCACUGAAGGGCCAACUUUAGAUUGGUCAUCAAAGACAAGGUCCUUGACAGCAUUACAAAAGCCAUGACAAUUCAUGAAAGAGAAGCAACGAAGAAAUUAACUGUGCUACUCUUAAAGCC
Indicator indicator is the source of this 6099-nucleotide messenger RNA. RefSeq names its product adhesion G protein-coupled receptor F5 (gene ADGRF5). Gene Ontology annotation, molecular function: G protein-coupled receptor activity. The transcript has 21 exons. Bases 245 to 4306 code for a protein of 1353 amino acids. The record is from RefSeq and is a predicted model, not a curated record. Gene Ontology annotation, biological process: cell surface receptor signaling pathway; G protein-coupled receptor signaling pathway. Gene Ontology annotation, cellular component: membrane. Lineage: Eukaryota; Metazoa; Chordata; Aves; Piciformes; Indicatoridae.